Caenorhabditis bovis is the source of this 2697-nucleotide messenger RNA. The record is from the annotation of a GenBank genome assembly. Lineage: Eukaryota; Metazoa; Nematoda; Chromadorea; Rhabditida; Rhabditidae.
AUGUACGGAUUGGUUAUUGAAGGCGUUCGAUUCAUGAUUCAGGAGAACUGGGGUACCCAGGUCCUCCAGCAGGUCCAACAGAUGACGAUGCUCUCGGAGAAGUCGAUAUCGACGCACGAUCAAUACCCGGAGAAUUAUGUGCCGCGAAUGUUCGAGGCGAUCCAUGAGAUCACCGGAACGCCGAAGGAUCAGAUUGGUGUUCUCGCUGGCCGCUUCUUCGUGCACUUCCUCAUUCGCAACGGCUACGGCGAUCUGAUGAACGUGAUGGGUCGCCGCUUCUCGGACUUCCUCAAAGGCCUCGACAACAUCCACGAGUACUUUCGGUUCAGCUAUCCGAAACUGCGCGCGCCGUCGUUCUAUUGCAAAUCGGAAAACGAGAACGGCCUCAUUCUGCACUAUCGCAGCCGUCGAACCGGCUAUCUGCCGUACGUCAUCGGGCUGCUCGUCGAAUUGGCGCGCGUCUUCUAUCAGCUCAACAUUGGCAUCGAGGUGAUCGAACAACGCGAGAAGGGCCAAAUCUCGCUGGUCGUGCUCAAAAUCUCGUUCAACAACGUCGGCCUUCGACAGGACCUUCGGCUGAAGGAGCGCGUCAAGAAUCUCAACGAGUAUCUGCCCGUCAGCACGCAGUCGUUCUUGCGAAUGUUUCCGUUUCAUAUCGCGUUCAAUUCGAACCUCGAGAUUCUCAUUUGCGGCGAGGCGAUCCGAAACCUGAUGCCGAACAUCCAGGGCCUCUUGAUGACCGACGUGUUCGAUCUACUGCGACCGUUCAUCAAAUUCUCGGCCGACGGGUGUCUCGCCCAUCAGAAUUGCCUAUUUCGCCUCGAGUCGCUUCAGCCGGUCGUCCGACAAACCGAUGAGUCGAUCACCGUCAAAAUCACCGACGAGCAGAACAAAGCGGCGAGUUACGAACCCCAACCGUACGUCACCCUUCAGGGACCAAUAAUUCAUUUGAAGGCCACCGGCACGUUUUUGUUUCUCGCCACUUGCAUUGUCGACUCGCUGGACGACAUGUUCAAAAUGGGCCUCUACCUCAACGACUUCGGCGCGUCGGAUUGCAAUCGCGAGAUCAUCAUGUCGACGAUCCAGCAGAGCGACACGCUUCGCACGAUGCUCGACAACGAGAAGCGUCGAAGCGAGGUGCUGACGGAAAUGACGAAGGAGAUCACCGAGGCGAAACGCACCGCGCGCAAUCUCCUCUCGCAAAUGAUGCCCUACGAGGUGGCGACGAAGAUGAUCAACACCGGCUACACCAAGUUCUCCGAGGCGUUCGAUUGUGUCUCGGUCGCGUUCAUCCGGGUUUGCGAAUUUUCGACAAUCUCGCUCACCAUUGAAGCGUUCGAUCUGGUCAAUCUACUCAAUACCGUCUUCUCGCAAUUGGACGAGAUCGUCGAGGUGCACGGUGUGUACAAGGUCGAGACGAUCGCCGAAUCCUAUAUGAUCUCGGCGGGUUGUCCGUAUCGCGACGAGGCCGACGCCGAGAUGAUCGUCGACUUCUGCCUCGACGCCAUCGAGCACAUCGCGUGCAACUCGUACGCGACGGCGCCGACGCUCAAGAAGCUUCAAAUCAAAAUCGGCGUGUUCUCGGGACCGGUCGUCGGCGGCGUCGUUGGCGUACGAUCGCCGAGGUAUUGCCUGUUCGGCGACACGGUGAACACGGCGAGUCGAAUGGAGUCGUCGAACAAAGUGCCGAUGACGAUACAAAUCGGGCAGCGGACCAAAGAUCGACUCGAGAAGCAAUCCGGCGCGUUCAAGAUUAAACCGAGAGGAAAUGCCGAGCUUAAAGGAAAAGGCAGCAUGCGAGUGUACGAAGUGGAGAAGAAGAAGGGACGACCCCGCUACAAGAAGCACACGCCGAUUCGGAAGAACAUUGAGAAGAUCGACUUGCCGGCGGAUGACAUUUUGGACGCUGAUGAUGCACGCAAUUCGGACACGAUGAGUCGAAUGAGCAUUGGCGAGUCGCUGGAGAGCGAGGAAUUGACGAGCAAAGGCGACAACUCGUCGUUUGCCGAAUUGAAUCAGAGGAUCAAGGAGGCGAUUGAACAGACAUCGGAGGCUUCGAGGAUUCUUGACUUGAAUAUGCAAGACGAGAACAAUUUGCCGUCGUCGGUGCCGUGGACGGCGCGUCACAGAGAUGAUCUUCGGAAGCCGCUCGCCGGCGAGACGAAUCAUCACAACGAGCUGAUCUUCGCGGUGCGGCCGAAUGAGGAGACACCUCGUCCGACGGCAGGGGAGCUCGACAAGGUGCGCGUCAUCGCCGAGAACGCGGCGCCGCGACGCCCAACACAAGAGGAGGAGGAGCUUGAAGCCGCCCAGCACACCUAUCAGAUUGAGCCCGACGAGCCGGUGAUGGCGGACGUCGACGUCGUCGCCGAUGAUGACGGCGACAAUGUGAGUCGAACGACGGCGAUUCGCGACGACGAUGAGCACAACUUCGGCGAACAUCCCGCCGAUCAGAUACCGCCCGAAGCGCAAGCGCAAUUGCCGCCGUCGGGUGAGGCGACGCUCGGCGAGCGCUCGUCGUCGGCGAGCAGCUUCGAGGAAACGCUGCCGACGCCGAAGCCGGCGCCGCCGAAAAAGAAGGCCGCACCGCCGGUUCGUGUGCCGAUUCGACGCCGCCGCGAUGAGCGCGAUCGAUGCAAAUGCGAUGAUAUUCGACGCGAUGAGAAGCUUAAAACAAAAGUGUGCAAUAUUAUGUAA